AUAGAUAGAUAGAUAGAUAGAUAGAUAGAUAGAUAGAUAGAUAGAUAGAUAGCCUAAGAACACAAGACUAAAAUGUAUGUAAGUAAUAAAUAUGGGUAAUUAUUCCUCAGUAAUAUAUGUAGGAUUUAUGCAAAGUGGGAAGUAUAAUAAUAUUGAUGGGGGAAAUACAUAUGUAUAGUACAGAACGUUACUAUGAAUUAAAAUGCAUCCGAUAUGUGGAUGACAAUAUGGUGAAGAAGUAGGCGGCUGUUGUCCAUACAAAGCUUUUGGGGGGCACCUUGCUCGUCGCGGGGGCGAGCACCUCAACCACUCGCCGAGUGUGUGUACGUGCGCGGGCAAGAGAACAUGGCGUGCGCGCGCGCGUGAGCGAGCGUGCGCGCGCGCGCGCCCGUCUGCUCUGCUGUUGCUGCCCUUUGAUCCCCCGCAUUAGUGUUAGUUAGGGGGGCUCCGAGGCGCACAGCAGUCAAGACAGCCGAGCGAGCAAAGGCAAAAGCGGCCCAGGCGGCGCCCCCUCCUCCGCGGCCCGGGCUCCCCUAUUUCCCCUCUCUCUAUUUCUCGUCCCCCUCCUCGACCGACGGUCCCACUCUGAACCGAGCGAAGCCAGCCAGGUGCCUGACCGAGCCGAGGAGUAGCGGCUGCUCGCCUGCCUUCCUGCCGUCCGUCCCCUCCGGUCUCCUUCAAAUGGGAGCGAGGCUCUUUUCUUCCGUCUCCCCGGGCCAGGACGAGAAUGUGAUUUAAAAACAAGCGUUUUGGGGGGGAAAAUGCCAAGGAGGAAGCAGGAGCAACCCAAGCGCUUGCCUUCACAUGUGGACAGCAAUGACGAAGGAGGGCCUGACGGCGGCGCUGCGGAGGAGGAAGGCUGGUUCGGAAAUGCGUCCGACACGCGCUCCGAGUCUUCGUCCUACGGCGACACCCAGGACGAACUCUUCCUGCCGAGGGGCUCGUCACCGGAUGCCAACCACGAGAGCCCCACAGGCUGCCCCACGCCCGUCCACCGCGCCUCCUUGGAACUCCUGGGAUUGGGCAGCGGCGCCUUCUCGCCGCAGGACGCCGUCUCGUCGGUGGUGUCAUCGCUGUAUGGUGAGGCGGCAUCCCGCGCCCUCGGAAAGCCCCUCAGCAGCAACCUGCGCCGCCUCUUGGAGGCCGGGUCGCUGAAGCUCGAUGCGGGGGACCUCCUCGGGCGGGCCUCACGGGGAGGCGAGUCCCCGCCGAUAGGCCUUGCGUCGCCCCUGACCCUCUCCCCGUCCUCACACCACGCUCAACAGCUAAGCGCGCUCGCUCGCAAGCUGGCCAACAACAACAGUGGCUCUGCCUCGCCCGCCUCGUUGGCCCCCUCGCUUACCAACGUUAAACAAGAGCCGCCGGACCACUUCAACUCCCACAGCAACGGCGGUGGGUUCGUAUGGGCGGGCGUCGCCGACAAGUGGCCACCCACCGGCCGUUCGACGCCCAGCGGGUCCAGCCUCUCCCCGGACUCGGCCAUCCAGAAGUUAAAAGCGGCGGCCAACGCGGUGCUUCAAGAUAAGAGUGCUGUGUCCGCCGCCGCCGCCACCACCACCUCCACCACCGCUUCGUCUGUUGUGCCGCCCCUCGGAGGGUCCGGCCCCCGAGGCGAUGACGUGGUGCGCUUCGAUGCCUUUAACUCUCCGUUCAGCCCGCAGUCGGCGAGCUCCACUUUGGCCGCACUUUCCAAGAAAGUCAGCGAGCGCAGUCACGGUUCGUCGGCGCCCGGUGCGCCCGCUGACCAGCAGAACUCGGCGACGUCCUUCCUGUCGCUCGUGUCCAUGACCUCAUCGGCCGCCUUGCUCAAAGAGGUGGCGGCCAGGGCGGCGGGGAACCUGCUCAGCGAGAAGAAGGAAGGCUCCCCACUGUCGGGCGGCGGUGGCGUCCUCCAAGAGGAUGUCAAGCCCCUGCUGGACAAGAACCACAAAACCCCCACCCCGUCGACACCCACCCAGGGCCUGGAGCUGUUGUUGCCCUCUACACCCAAAGGAAGAGGAAAACCCAACAGUCAAGCAGGCUCGCCGGAGGACGGUGGUAAACCGUUCCAGUGUCCUGUUUGCGGCCUGGUCAUCAAGCGCAAGAGCUACUGGAAGAGACACAUGGUCAUCCACACAGGCUUGAAAAGCCACCAGUGUCCGUUGUGUCCCUUCCGCUGUGCCCGCAAAGACAAUCUUAAGUCCCACAUGAAGGUACAUCAGCACCAAGACCGGGGUGAGACGUUCCAGUGCGAACUCUGCCCAUUCACAUCCUCCCGUCACUUCAGCCUGAAGCUCCACAUGCGCUGCCAUCAGCACUUUCCCCGCACUGACGUCAAGGUGAAAGAGGAGCUCACCACCGACACGGAGGGCGAGGGCUCCCUGAUGGGCGACGCCGGCGGCACAGCCGACCCGAGGGGGACCCAGGUGUCCCCACCGCACCCGGAGGCCCGGCUGCAGUCGUCCCCGCCAGGCGAGGCAUCCUCCAAUCACGUCCACAUCAAAGAGGAGCCGCUGGAGAGGGACCUUUCUGCGCUGUCCCCCUUUAGCAUCGGCAGGGAGCGACCCAGGAGCAACGCCAACUCCUUGGACCUGCCGGGCGUCGGCACAAGCAUCGGGGUACACUCCAGCCCCAGUUGUCCACCUACGGCCUCACUCUUCAGCCCGGACAUCACGACCAAGACGGCCACUGACCUGCUUAUGAAGCUAUCAGCAGCCAACCAGAGGGAGGCAUUGAAGUCGCCCUUCCACGUGAAGGAAGAACCCAAAACAGAGGAAGCCUUGAGUCCAAGACCGGCCUCCCAGUGUCAAAUCCCACCAAGCUUCCCCGGGACAUUCUGCCAGGACGGGAUAACGGGCUCCGCGGCAGCAGCUUCCGACCGCCCGGGGUCCCUCAAACCCACCCAAGGGAGCCCACCGGCUGCCAACAGCUUACUGAGCCAAGACAUCAACAUGAAAGUGGCCUCAGAGUUGCUGAUCAAGCUUUCAGAGAACAACAAAGACGGCCACUUCCAGAAGGUGAAGGUAAAAGCGGAGCCCAUGGAGGUGGACCCGGCCCCCGCCGAAGUCUCGUCGCCCGUCCCCCCACCUGCUCCGCCUCCCCACCUGCUGGCUUUCGGCACUUUAGGGGCGCGCGAGAAGACAGAGCCGGCCCCGGAGCCUCUUGCGCGCCCCCAAAAGGACCUCUUCUCCCAGGACAUCUCGGUCAAAAUGGCUUCCGAGCUCCUCUUCAAAUUGUCAGAAAAAGUGAGCAAAGCCAACAACCACAAGGACGGUAACAUGGUGGGAAUCAACAGUCCGUUCUUGGACGAGUGCUUUCGACAAUCACCCUUCAACUCGCGCUCCAAAAGCUCCUCCCCGGCAGAGGCCACCUCCUCCACCCGGGCGCCUUUCCACGACUCCGAAAAGGACGACGGCGAACCGGGCAACGGGAUCGCCCGGUGGCGGCUCAAUGAGCAGCUCUUCACGUGUCCCGUCUGCGGCAAAGUGUUUGGCAGGCAACAGACGCUAUCGCGCCACCUGGCCCUACACACAGAGGAGAGGAAGUACAAGUGUCACUUGUGCCCCUACGCCGCCAAGUGCAGGGCCAACCUCAAUCAGCACCUGACCAUCCACUCCGUCAAGCUGGUCAACACGGACGCCGAGCAGAUCGUCAGCGCCGUCGCCGCCGCCCCGGAGGGCGCCGAGCGCAAGAAUUGCGCCUACUACUACAGCUGCCAUGUUUGCGGCUUCCAGACGGAGCUCAACGCCCAGUUCGUGGGCCACAUGUCGCUCCAUGUGGACAGGGAGCAGUGGAUGUUCUCGCUCUGCUGCAGCGUCUGCGACUUUGUGUGCAUGGAGGAGGGCGACAUGAAGAGCCACAUCAGCAGUGGACAUGCAGGCCUGAAUUCGAGGAGUCCCCUGAGCGAGACCAAGAGCACGUCGUCGUCCCUCUCGGCGCUCAGUGACUCGCUCAACAGCUCGGAGGGCGGCGACCUCACGCACGGCGGCGGCGAAGAGCUCAAGAGUCUGCUGGCCCCGCCCUCCUCGGCCGGCAGCCAAUCCAGCGCCGGGAGCCACUCGGGCUCGGGCACGGAGGACAAAUCCGAUAAAGGCUUCGAGUGCGUGUUCUGCACGUUUGUGUGCAAGACGCGCAGCAUGUACGAGCGCCACCUGCAGAUCCACCUCAUCGCGCGGAUGUUCGAAUGCGACGUGUGCCACAAGUUCCUGAAGACGCCCGAGCAGCUGCUGGAGCACAAGAAGUGUCACAGCGUCCCCGCCGGAGGACUCAAGUGCCCCUUCUGCAUCUACUCCAGCAGUCGUCCGGUGGCCAUGGAGUGCCACCUGAAGACGCACCUCCAGACGGAGCACCGCUGCCGCAUCUGCCGGGGACUGUGGCCCGACCGCCCCUCCCUGGAGGCCCACGCGCGCGCCCACCGCCUGGGCAACCACUACCGCUGCGAGCGCUGCGGCUACUUGUCCAAGACGGCCAACAAGCUCAUCGAGCAUGUGCGCGUGCACACAGGCGAGCGGCCGUUCCACUGCGACCGCUGCCCGUACCGCUGCAAGCGCAAGGACAACCUCAACCUGCACAAGAGGCUCAAGCACGCACCGCCCGCCCCCCGGGCAGAGGCGGCGGAGGAGGGAGGUGGCGGGCCCGGCCGGGAGACGCCAGGCGGACUCGCUGCGUCCCGGGCGCUGCGCUCUGUCGCCUUGACCCGCACCCUGGGUGGCGGCACUCGCCUGGCGCGCCCCCACAGCCGGCCCCCGUUGGGCGGCGACGACGACGACAUGGACCCUUACGGGGACUGCGAGCGGGUGCACCUGAUCCCCCUCACCACCCUGUUCACCCACAGUUUCACAUUCCACCCGCCACCCCGCCUCCCUGCCGCCACCCACUCCGCCGCCCCCUCUCCUGCCACCCACAAACACUCCUUCCUGGCCUAUCUGGGACUCACGGAGAGGGCUGAGACUGUUUGACUUGUUUUGUUUUGAUUCAAUCAGACCACCACAAACAUUUCUAAGAGCUGUACAUGCUAACAGAAAAAACAUUUAUAUCCAAAAGCUGCUUCUUUUUUUUUUUCCUCCUCUAAGUUGAUUGAAUUUUACGACGGCUACGUUGGAUGAGCGCUUAGCUCCAGGAAGCUAAAAGUUUGCUAGCUCGUUUUAAAGCUGCAUCAAGAUAGCAUGCCUCUUUCUGUGUUUCAAGCUAGCAUAGGAAGCUAAUGUUGAGUUUUGGGUUGGGUUUUUGGGGCGUUGCGGCACAGAUGGAACCAAUGAAACGGACAAAGGCUCGUUUCCAAAGCAGACGCCUCAAACCACGCACUUAUUUAUCAAUCUUGUACAUAGUUUUGUAGCCCUUGCCCAUCUUUUAUAAUUUUUUGUCAUUUUCUUUUGUAUGAUGGUCAAACCAUGUUUUGCUUAGCUGCUGCCUGACGUCACCUCCUUUUUCCCCCUGCUAAGCUAUGAGAAUCAAACCUAAAAAUUUGACAUCCCGAUUCAAGAUAAUUUUUGCACUCACCCGAUCCCCAACGACAAAAUUCUAUGUACCGUGCUAACGGGUUAGCGGAGGCGGCCGGCUGGAGUUUGCUUGGUCGCCGCAGAGUCGAUUCAAAUGGUGCUUUUUGAAGCUUUUUGUAAUUUUUCUGUAUAAAAAAGAAGCUAAAUAACUACAAAAAACUGUUCCAAAAUGACUUGAAUGAAUGUAUUUUUGUUGAUGUUUUAAAAAAAAAAAGUGUGAACAGGGACAUUGUGUGUGCUGGUAAAAUGACUGAAAAUUGCCUUUUUUUUUUAAACUUUUUGUGAUUUCUUUUCCAUUUUGUUUCUUUGUACUGAGCCUUUGUCAUGCAAUAUAAUUUUGCUAAUAUCCAUCGCUCAUCCCUUAUCUUCCAGCAGACACACAAAUGACGGGGUGUGCAUUUGAUGAAAAUUUCUGUUGAUUUUUUUAUUUAUUUUUUUUUUAGGUCCUCUCUUUACAACUGAGUUGUGAUGUAACCCGAAUUUGUUCACGAAUGAUCACUAUGCUAUGCUAAAGCAGUUGUAAAUUCAAAACAAAACCCCACUUGUAGGCUAUAAAUGGGAAAGAAAAACAAUCAAAUGAAAAACAGUAACCAUGGUGCUCGUUGAUCCUGAGCCUUCUGUGAGAGGCAAGACGUGUUCUUACGCCACCGCUCAAAUUAACUACAUGACAUUUGUAACCUUGAAAUUUCAUGUCGGUGGCGUUGUAAACCAAGGACCCCACUGCUCUUACCUAGUUUUCAUACUGCCAAGUAAUUUUGAGAUUUAUGUAGAGGAGACCAAGUAUAGAGCCUUGUGGAACGCCACCAGUAUCGAUCGAGAGGUGGUCCUUGGUGCACAACGCAGUUCCGUUUCUACGACAGUGACAAAACCCAAAUUUGUCAGUAAAUAAGUAAAUAUCACUAAUGGAUAUCAGAACAUUUGUAAACCCAACACCUCUGUAAUCGACUAUCAUACCUAUCCCUAAUAGUAGCAAGUUUCACUCCAUCCCUGAAAACAUCAACUCAGCACUUACUUUUGUGAACACGUCUAAGGCAAAAGCACUUAACAAGCUUCAAACGCACUGGCUAGGAAAACAACUCAAACAUGACACCAUUAGGCUCCGCCCAUGCAGACCCGA
Molecule: messenger RNA, 6594 nt
Organism: Hippocampus comes (tiger tail seahorse)
Lineage: Eukaryota; Metazoa; Chordata; Actinopteri; Syngnathiformes; Syngnathidae
Gene: znf827
Product: zinc finger protein 827
Exons: 14
Coding region: 762-4937 (1391 amino acids)
Biological process (GO): positive regulation of transcription by RNA polymerase II
Cellular component (GO): nucleus
Source: RefSeq, a predicted model, not a curated record